Molecule: messenger RNA, 1505 nt
Organism: Brienomyrus brachyistius
Lineage: Eukaryota; Metazoa; Chordata; Actinopteri; Osteoglossiformes; Mormyridae
Gene: timm17a
Product: translocase of inner mitochondrial membrane 17 homolog A (yeast)
Exons: 6
Coding region: 128-628 (166 amino acids)
Biological process (GO): protein import into mitochondrial matrix
Cellular component (GO): mitochondrial inner membrane; TIM23 mitochondrial import inner membrane translocase complex
Molecular function (GO): transmembrane protein transporter activity
Source: RefSeq, a predicted model, not a curated record
CAAGCCCCAGAUGGGUAAAGUCACGUGUCCGCAGUUUGUUCCGGAAAGGCUCUUUGCUGUGACGUUUGCUGUGACGUCAAUCAGCUACCCUUCACCGGGAAGGCCGCAGUGAGACAGCCAGAAGAAAAUGGAGGAAUACGCACGUGAACCAUGCCCUUGGAGAAUCGUGGACGAUUGCGGGGGAGCGUUCACUAUGGGGGCCAUCGGUGGGGGCAUCUUCCAGGCGGUCAAAGGCUUCAGAAAUUCACCCGCAGGAAUGAGCCACAGGUUAAGAGGGAGCAUGACGGCCAUCAAGACUAGAGCUCCACAGCUUGGAGGUAGCUUUGCAGUGUGGGGUGGCCUCUUCUCUAUGAUCGAUUGUGGGCUGGUCAAGGUGCGAGGGAAGGAGGACCCCUGGAACUCUAUUACUAGUGGGGCCAUGACGGGGGCCAUUCUUGCAGCACGAAAUGGGCCUCUGGCUAUGGUGGGUUCUGCUGCAGUAGGAGGCGUACUCCUAGCCCUGAUCGAGGGAGCUGGAAUCCUGCUCACACGGUUCGCGUCUUCACAAUUUCCAACCGGUCCCCAGUUUGCGGAGGAGACCACGCCCAUGCCAGCCUCACCCUUUGGGGACUACAGGCAAUACCAGUGAGAGGACCACCAUUAUCUCGUUCCUGCUUACCUCUAGGCUUUUAAAAAAUGUUUUCCAUAAACUCAAAUCUUGGAUGCACAAGUGACACUGAAAAACUGUGGGAGGUCCUACAUAGCGAGCAUUACUACAAUGUCGCCACCUCCUGGAGACUGUGUGAUGGGACAGAUUUCAUCAUUCUCUGAGCCUUGUCUGUUGCAUGUGCAAAGUUAUCCUUCAAGCUGGACUGAAACCGUAAUUGAGAUAAAUUCCUACCAAUUAAAUUAGUAACUUUAUCCUCAAGAUAUUGUAUGGAUUCGUGAUACUUCUGCUAACCAAUGUGAUGUUGGAAUACUUGACUGUUAUUUAUAUCAAUAUUCGGGGAAUGUGUGUACACUUCACCCCCCCGUUAUAACAGGGCCAUUCGAUGUAUCCCAGUCAUAUUCUGUAUCUGAAUAUAAAAGACUUGGUAUGUACUGCUCAUUUGCUGUAAUGUGCUCAGUUUCUUUUUCUUGUAGUGUUACCUACAAUUUAAAUGCAGUAAUGUAGUACAGUUUGUUGCAGGUGUGCAGGUUAUCCCUGUAUAGCCUGUAUAUGGACAUUAUGUUGAAUUCAAGGUGACCUUUUUAUUUAUCAGCAGAAGGUCUUGAGCCUUGCCACAGGCCAGUUUAUGUGAAAAGUCUGGAAGACUAAAGAAUCAAUGACUGAUGAUUUUUUUUUUUCCAUGCAUAGUAUGUAUCUGUGCCAAAGGCAAAAAUGCAUACAGUGCAGCUCUUAGGACCACCAUCUUAGGAAGCAUAAUCCUAGUAUUUGUUCAAGGUUUAUCGCAAACUGACAGAUUGAAAAUAUAUGUAUUACUGAUUGGAUAAAUGAUUAAUAAACAUUCAGAAUGCUGAUGGUA